GUGACCCAGAUUGGGCCGACACUCAACCUUACUUCCACGCUGCACUACAAAUGUCGUCACAUCCUGUCACGUGACCCACUGACAAGCUGUGUUUGCGGACGCCUUUUUGCAUUACCCCCUGCGUCUAUUCAGCUUGAACAAUUUCCUCUCAGAUGAAAAGAAGAUAUCCGUCCUCUUAUAGCUAUUUCCCUUUAUUAUAACUGCCAAAAAUACAGCUCCGAUGACCGUUCUUUGUCAUAGUGGCUAUACUUCCCUUUUAGCACUAGGUGAGAACGAGCGAGGUCUGUCAAGUAUUGUGAGACAAGAUUUACAGCCCCGCAGAGCUUCGAGUGAGAGGAUGGGAUAGCACUCUGCAUGCUACUUGGCCGUAAGCCGGAGUAGAUGAUUGAACGCCACUAGCAUACAGAGAUGACAAACGUGAUAUAGCUGUCAUCGCGUGAAGUUUCUAACCCCUCUACCACGUAAUCUCGAAACAAAACACCCUUGGGAGCUCAUGAGAUGUAAAUAUUCUUUCAAAUAGCAAGAGCGGAUCGCCCAACUGACACGGAUUUCCAUGUGGAGGUUGGCUGCUCUAACCGGAUAGCAUUGUGUUGCGCAGAAUCGGUCCUGAAGAACCGGAAGUUCCGUGUGAGUUCCGGUCAAGAUUUAGCAUCCUCGUCAGAGGACCGAGCAAGAAACACGUUCCGCAGACGGCGAAAAGAAUUGGCUUGAAAGCGGGCGGCAAAACGCGCUUGAAAGCUGGAGAUCUCGCGGAAGGAAAGAGCUAACUUUAUUACGCUUCAAGCGGUCAUUACAUUGCAAUAAUGUUGGAAAGAUUACGGCGAAGUACAGUCUUUUUAGUGUUGGCAUUAUGUUUGCUGUAUUAUGUGUCAGCCGACGACGAAGACUACGACCCUUGCAAAGCAGAGGGUUUCAUACAGGGGGAUAUCGCUCUAACUCCACAAGAUAUGAAAAGAGUGACACGCCAAAGACGCGCGGCUACUGCAUUCGUGGGUCGUUUGUGGCCAGGCGGAGUCAUACCCUUCGAGAUUGCUGACGAAUACACAGGUGAGCAAAAGGCCACCAUCUUACAGGCGAUGCGUCACUGGGAGAACUUCACUUGUCUCUCAUUUAUCGAACACACGGAGGAGGAAGACUUUAUUUAUUUCCACAAGGGACGCUGCGGCUGUUGCUCCUACGUGGGGCGUAAGGGUAACGGCCGACAGGGAAUCUCAAUCGGCAAGAACUGCGACAAGUUCGGCAUCAUUGUACACGAGAUUGGUCAUCUUGUGGGAUUCUGGCACGAACACACACGGCCGGACCGCGACCAAUUUGUCGAGAUUAUCCGCGAGAAUAUCAAGAAAGGUGAAGGACACAACUUCCAGAAGUUGACGAAGGCCGAAAUCGACUCCAGAGGCGAGGAGUAUGACUACAAGUCCAUCAUGCACUAUGGGAAAAAUACAUUUGCCACGUCACUAAACCAUGUGACCAUCUUGCCAAAGAGAAGCGGGGACAUGGUGCCCGCGAUCGGUCAGCGUGAACAUCUCAGCCUGGGAGACAUUCGUCAGACAAUCAAGAUGUACCGAUGUCCUGAGUGUGGGCGCACGUUACAAGAGCCCUCUGGUGCCUUCACAUCACCAGGCUACCCCAGCCCCUACCCUCUUGGUAGACAUUGUGAAUGGCGGAUCUCCGUGACGCCGGGCGAGAGGAUUGUGCUGAACUUCACAGUCUUCCAUCUCAAGAAAACUUCUUUUAACAAAUGCAAAAAUGACUUCGUCGAGGUGCGGGAUGGGCACGGGCGGGAGUCUAAUCUUAUUGGUCGGUUCUGCGGGACACGGGUACCACCCUCUAUCUGGUCCACCGGAAGUCGGUUGUGGAUAAAGUUCAAGUCCGACGGCGUGGAAUCGAGGCCUGGAUUCAAAGCCGUUUAUGAAACGCGCUGUGGUGGACCGAUUCGUAAAGCACACGGUACGAUCCAGUCUCCCAAGUACCCAAGCUGGUACCCAUCAUCCAAGGAGUGCGUGUGGACCAUUGCAUUACCUGGCAAGGGUUCCCGCGUGGGUAUGCGCUUCGUAGCGUUCGAUGUAGAGGAUCACGAGCAGUGUCACUAUGACUACCUGCAGCUGUUUGAUGGACAGGACGAGUGGGCGCCUUCAAUCGGCAAGUUCUGCGGCAAAGAGAUCCCCGGCGAAGUGCGAAGUAACUCGAGCUACCUUACCAUCAAGUUCAAGUCGGACGCGUCCAUCAACAAACCUGGGUUCUACUUGUCGUUUUUCUCAGAACGUAACGAAUGCAAUAACAACAAUGGCGGCUGCUCACAGAUCUGCCAGAACACUCUUGGGAACUACAAGUGCGCAUGUUAUCCAGGUUAUGAGCUGCACUCGGACGGCAAGAACUGCGAAGCUGCAUGCGGAGGGGUCCUAUCUAACGGUAACGGGACCAUCACCUCCCCGAGCUACCCCGCCAGCUACCCCAAGAACAAGCGAUGCCUGUGGAGAAUCACGGGACCGUCUGGUCAACGCAUCUCUCUCAAGUUCAACGACUUCAGACUUGAGGGCAACGGCAACGGAGUUUGCCGUUACGAUUACGUCGAGGUUCGGGAUCACGAGAAUAAGAUUCUUGGAAGGUAUUGCGGUUCCAAGAACCCAGAAACAGUGACGUCACCAUCCAAUGUGAUGUGGGUGGAGUUCCGCUCUGAUCACACGCAGUCGAGACGCGGCUUUUCGGCCAAGUACUACGCAGAUGAAGACGAGUGUCGCGAGAGGAAAGGCGGGUGUCAGCAUAUUUGCGUCAACACUAUUGGGAGUUACCGCUGUACAUGUAAACCCGGCUUUGUCCUGCAUCCAGACCAGCACAGCUGCAAAGAAGCGUCCGACUGCGGUUCCACUGUGACGUCACUAACAGGCCUGAUCAUGUCUCCUAACUUUCCCGGAGUUUACCAACACAAGAAAGACUGCACUUGGAAGAUCACAGUUACUCCUGGUAGCCACGUGGAACUCAACUUUCGGAUCGAGGAGGCAAAAGAGUGUCGCUAUGACUACGUCGAGGUAUUCUCGGGCACAGGCCACCAGGCCGAGAGUCUAGGACGCAUUUGCGGCAACAAUCUCCCCAGCCCGUUUCGAUCGCGGGCUCACAAGAUGCUAAUCAAGUUCCAUUCAGAUUCGCUCAUAGCAAAACGAGGGUUCAAAGCGCGCUACACGGCACAUUGUGGAGCAAAUUUGAAUGCAGUUAGUCAAAAGCGGAUAUUUUACUCGCACCCAGCCUAUGGCGACGAUAACUACGGCCCCAAGAUGAAGUGUAACUGGACACUGACGGCUCGCAAUGGGUUCAUCAAACUGCGCUUUAAAGAAUUCGACAUCGAGAAGGAAGCUUAUUGUAGCUAUGACUACGUCAACAUCCGUGACGGCAAUAGCACGUCAUCGCCGUUGCUAGGGAAACAGUGUGGCAGUUCCGGGAAGAAGGGGCCUUUAGAGUUCGUAUCGACGGGUAAUAAGAUGUAUAUCGAGUUUGUGACUGACGUCACUAACCAACACAAGGGGUUCAUUGCUGAAUAUGUGCGAGUGAAGAGGACCAAGUAUAGAAGAAAGAGGAAGGAUGGGAAGGAGUAGGGCUUUCUAUAGCAGUGCCGCAUCAAUCAAAAUUUGAGGAACCCUGAAUUGGGAUGGGCGGGGCUAGUGCAGUAUAGAACCUUAUGUUUAGUUUUUUUUCUGCUACUUAUUAAAAAUUAUAGGAAUCGCUGCUAAGGACUCUUUAGAUGAAGGAUAAGUCAAAGACAAACUUGCAAGUGCAAAGAGUGCCUUUGUGACGCGUAGAGGUGGGGAGCUUUGAAGGGAGUGUAACUGAAUGGGAUUCGUGUUAAAUGCAUUUCACUUUUACAAUUUUCAUAUUGUUUUCAUUUGCAACGACUAUAAUGUCAAACACAAAAGAGAGAGGUUUUAUGUAAAUUCGAGAUUAGAAUUUGGUAAAGAUAACGUGAUUCAUCUAGAUAUAAGAAUUCUAGUUGUGCUUAGUAAAUUAUUUUAAUGCUGUUUGUACAUUAUAGAUGUUUUUCGGUUUUCAUAUUUUGUGAGCUUCAUGAAGUAUUAUUCUUUAUCGAGUAGAAAAGCAGGCGUGCAAAUUGGCACAAACGAAAUAAGUGUUCUGUGUGCUUGAAUAUAAAAUUGAGUUUAUGGAGACAUGGGUUUCUGGUACGUCGCCAUUUGACUUCGAAAAAAGAAGAGUAUCAAUAAAUACUCAAUCUCAAUGUUCAAUACGAUACUGUAAAGCGCACAGACGAAAGGUUUUAGCUAAAACUUAUUUAAAACGGCUAGAUAAUCAUUCGCGUGACUUCAUAAUUCAAUUAAAUAUUUGCUACGGCUGGGACCUAAUUCGGCGUUUAAAACCAACGCCGUCUUAUAGCCGUAUUUUGCCGGUUUAGCUACAUUUGCAGACAUUAUAAUAACUUAUGCAUCCUAUACGGCGCAUGGUUUAUACGGCGUCUAAAACCAAUCUGACUUAAGCCUUACUAUGCGCCUGGGCCAGGCGUAUUAUCUCGCAGACUCGUAUUUAAUUCGACCGGCCGUAUAAAAUGGUUAAAGACGCCGAAUUAACCAUGUAUAAAAUUGUAAAAAAAAAUUAAGACGGCUGAAUUUAAUGCGAUGUUGAUGCGGCCUUUAAAUUAGGCCUAAGAUUUGGCUGGCUUGUCUUGCAACAAGUAGCAUGGCGGCGAGAAACUGUGUGAGAGUGUCUUUCUGUUCUGUUUGUUUUGCAAACAAACCCCUUGGUAUAGCCAAGACCGCCAGAAGAGGCAACACUGAAUCUCCUGCCAAAUAUUACCGUGUAGUACGUAUAAUCGUAGAACUGACUUAAAUCGAUUGCUCACAAAAAGAUUGAAGCUGAUUUUUCUUUCUAAAAUCCGUAAAUGGCUAGAAUUUUGCAUAUGCCAUUGCUAUACGAUCCAAUGAAUAAUUUAUCACUUUAACAUUUUUUGUACUUAAUGCAAAAGUUAUGAAAAAGUUAAAAACGAGGUGACUUAUGUUCGUCCAAGAAUAUAAAAAGUGCAACUAUAUUUUUCAAACAAUUUCAAGGUAUAUGUAUAAUAUUCACAAGGCCUAAGUAAUCAAGCUAUUAAACAAAGCAUAGUUUACAUAAAAUAAAUAUACACGUUUAGAUUGAA
Nematostella vectensis (starlet sea anemone) is the source of this 5134-nucleotide messenger RNA. Its product is annotated as tolloid-like protein 1. Gene Ontology annotation, molecular function: zinc ion binding; calcium ion binding; serine-type endopeptidase activity. NCBI's taxonomy places the organism in Eukaryota, Metazoa, Cnidaria, Anthozoa, Actiniaria, Edwardsiidae. The record is from RefSeq and is a predicted model, not a curated record. Gene Ontology annotation, biological process: proteolysis. Bases 804 to 3587 code for a protein of 927 amino acids. The transcript has 17 exons.